AUGACUGAGUUUCGAAUGCCCCCCCACCAGGGACCUCCUGUCCGGAAGCCCAUCGGCGGUGCCCAGCAUGCAUACGGAUAUCAACAUUACGAUGCCCCUCGAGGGCAACUGGCCCCUCAUCUGGCCGGCCCCCAAACUACUCACAGUCGGACUCGCACAACAUCCUCCAGCGUUUUCCCCUCCCAAGGUUCUCAGCAGUACUACGGCGCUCCCCCACCGCCCCCCAUCCCGCAAACAAUGACCCUCCCUCACCACCCCCCUUCUCGACGCAUGUCCAGCACUACGACUUCAACCUCCUCCACCAGCAACCACCCAAUGGCACACGCGGGGCAAGGAGUGUCCGACAUCCGACGGACUGCCUCAUCCCGCUCCGCCAACUCCCAACUUGGUUACGUAGCCCUGAUGCGCCGGCAAAAAGCUACUGUUUGGUGUGACCGUGCUCAACCCGAAGACGCUAGGAUGCGCGAGCAAGCCAUGCGGGCCAAGAAGCGAGCCUAUUUGGAAGUUCAUGGAUCAGGCGCACGGUCUGGAACUCUCAAUAGUGGAAAGAUUCGACAUGGCCCCAAGGGUGUGGCUGAAUUCUCGCCUUCAAACCUUGUCGGUGCGAAGGUCCCGGUGCGGUUGAGUGCGAACGAGGUCGGCGACGGUGACGAUGACGCUCUUAGCACUGAUGGUGGCGCAAUGCACCGGCGGACCGGCAGCGGGCGCAGCUCCCUGGGGAGUGCUCACCGUUACCCGAGUGGAUAUUCGAGACCCCAGGGCACCAUGGGCAGCAACAGUACCCCACCAAACGAGAAAACCGAUCUACCAGAGGUGUCUGAAAAUACAACGGCAGAGAUCCAGGAAGAAGAGAAGAGCCGGUUGUCAUCUCUCAUCAAGGAUGACACUGCAACAACGCACAGCAGCGAACAAGAGCAGGAAGAUGCGCUGGGUGACAUGCAGGCACCAAGCGCUGCUGCCGCCGCCGCCGAGAAGGCUAAGAAGGCUGCCGAUCUGCGACGACGAGGAAGUGUGGACGAACGAACGACGUCCAUGACCAACGUUCGGCUCUUUGUUGCAAACCCUGACUCCGACAGCGAUUAA
Penicillium olsonii is the source of this 1083-nucleotide messenger RNA. NCBI's taxonomy places the organism in Eukaryota, Fungi, Ascomycota, Eurotiomycetes, Eurotiales, Aspergillaceae. The record is from the annotation of a GenBank genome assembly.